This is a messenger RNA of Dromiciops gliroides (monito del monte), 2776 nucleotides long. It is a transcript of the gene GTF2E2, whose product is annotated as general transcription factor IIE subunit 2. Gene Ontology annotation, biological process: transcription initiation at RNA polymerase II promoter. Bases 269 to 1144 code for a protein of 291 amino acids. The transcript has 8 exons. The record is from RefSeq and is a predicted model, not a curated record. Lineage: Eukaryota; Metazoa; Chordata; Mammalia; Microbiotheria; Microbiotheriidae. Gene Ontology annotation, cellular component: transcription factor TFIIE complex.
ACCGGGCCGCCGGCCUCUUCCCCUGACUCUGGAGUAGGAAGCGACUUCGGAGCCCAGGGUUUGGGUCGUUGUUUCCGCCGUCUGAACCGAGACCCCGAGGCAGAGGUCCGCGGCGGAUGGCCGAGCGAGCGGGCGAGUGUGGGUGCUGACGAGACGCGAAGGGCCGGGCCGGCCAGGGCGGAGUGGAGCGGCGGCGGCGGCGGCGGCGGCGGCGGCCGGGCGAGGACGAGGCGGCUCCUGCCCCUCCCCCCUCCCUUAGCGCAGCAAUAUGGAUCCGAGCUUAUUGAAGGAACGGGAGCUGUUCAAGAAACGAGCCCUCUCCAAUCCAUCUGUGGAGAAACGUCCAGCGCUUUCUGAGUCACCCUCAUCAUCCAAGAAGAAGAAAGCCAAGGUCGAGCAGGGAGGGUCAUCAGGCUCCAAACAUAACUCAGAUCACAGUAAUGGAUCCUUUAACUUCAAAGCUCUUUCUGGAGGCUCAGGAUACAAAUUUGGAGUUCUGGCAAAGAUUGUAAAUUACAUGAAGACCCGACACCAGAGAGGGGACACGCAUCCAUUGACUUUAGAAGAAAUUUUGGAUGAAACCCAGCACCUGGAUAUAGGGCUCAAGCAGAAACAAUGGCUGAUGUCUGAGGCGCUGGUCAACAACCCCAAGAUUGAAGUCGUAGAUGGGAAGUACGCCUUCAAGCCCAAGUACAACCUGAAAGAUAAAAAGGCUUUGCUUCGGCUCCUCGAUAAGCAUGACCAGAGGGGCUUAGGAGGGAUCCUCCUAGAGGACAUCGAGGAGGGGCUGCCUAAUGCCCAGAGAGCCAUCAAGGCCUUAGGGGACCAGAUCAUCUUUGUCACUCGUCCUGACAAAAAGAAGAUCCUUUUUUUCAAUGAUAAGAGCUGUCAGUUCACCGUGGAUGAAGAAUUUCAAAAGCUUUGGAGGAGCAUCACUGUGGAUUCGAUGGAUGAGGAGAAAAUUGAAGAGUAUCUGAAGCGACAGGGGAUUUCUUCUAUGCAGGAGUCUGGACCAAAGAAGGUGGCUCCCAUUCAGCGGAGGAAGAAACCAGUCUCACAAAAGAAGCGAAGGUUCAAGACUCAAAACGAGCACAUGGCCGGGGUCUUGAAGGAUUACUCUGACAUUGCUCAGGGAAAACAGUGAGUGGUUUCCCUUCCGAUCAGCCGCACUCACCGAAGAUCUCACUGAGGAUGCCCCGGCUGGUGUCGCUAGAGGGCAGUCCCUCCCGUUUACAGAACAAGUAUGAGGCGCUGGCCUUCUCUGACCUUGCUUCAAUUGAUUGACUGCGAGGUCAUUCCCCUGGGUUUGUUCACCUUGUGAAAGGUGUGCCCGAUGGCGUCGUCAUCCGAUGUUUAAGUCUGCUUCUGCUCCUGCUUCCAUUUCCCCCUUUUGUUAUUAGAACAAGUUUGCAGAUAGAACUGAAUGCCAUACGUGUUUAUUCUCAGAGAACCUAUUUAUAAUAAAAUCCUUGAGGAAACACCUUCAAGGGACUAGUGAAUUCUGUUUGUUUUCUCUCUCCUGAGCAGCAUUAGGUAAACCCUAGGAUGGGUGCCUACUUGUGGGGACACACAGCCCUGGCAAAGCCUGGAUUGUCCAGUGCACUUUGAACAGGACAGCGGCCUAAGCGCUGCCUCUUGUUGGACAGUUAAAAUGAGAAAGACAACUCGAAUGCAUUGCUGAAACACUCAGGACCACGGCUCACUCCACAGCUUCGGGCUCAGGAAGUCAUGGUCUGAAGCGGCGUUCCAAAAUCCAGAGCACAUUGUCUGGUCCCUCAUCUGUCUGUCCUCCCCGUGGGCCACGACGGGCCCGUCUUGUAUCUUCCCUAUCUAAACGGAGCGGCGCCUGUUGGCUGGGUGGCGCACCCACCCUUGGGCCAGCUCAGGGACACCUUCUGCCUUUCGUCUUGGCCUCGAUGUUCAUGUUUUCCUUCUGGACUCUUCUUUGGACUUGCUCCUCAGCCUCUGCUCCACCGUCAGUGGCCACGUGUACAGGACUAUGCAGGAAGCUCUGUGUGCAGCAAUGCUCUUUGGGCUGCUUAAGGAUGUACAAAGGGAUGACUGAAGGGGGGGGGCAUUGGUGGGAAGACUGGGGUUCUGUGACCCCUUGUUCAAAAGCCACUCCUCAGUGCUCUGCACCUCAGGGCUAUGGUGAUAGGGUAUGACCAGAGGGAUGGCAGCAGCCGCAUCCACCUUCUGAAGGCCCACGCUGGUGCAAAUUGUUCCUGUGUUUGGGAGAAAGUGGAAACAUGGUGGGCAAGUGAUCCUUGUGCUCAUGUGGAUGCAGAGAAAACCUUUUCUGGACUAAACAAAAGCAGGAACACUGAGUUAGUUAACCACAUUGUCUAUGGAAAUAGUGUGGUGUAAUGGAGAAGGCACCCCAGCCUUUGGAGUCAUCCGACGUGAAUUAUUCCCACCUGAAGCAUGUCGCUGAGGGUCACGUAGGUUGUGGGUGACGGAGGCAGCAUUCAAACUCAGAUCCUUGAACUCUCAAUCUCUGCCAUACCAUGCUGAUUUUUCUUAGUUCAGAAGGCCCAAUCCUUCAAGGGAAGUGAGGAUAUUUUGUAUUUGUGUAUAUUUUUCUUGGGUUUCUAUUUUUAAAUUUUAAUGAUUAAAUUCUAAGUUUAUCAAACUCCAAACCAUGAAAACAAAGGCUAUGAGCAUCUCUGUAUACAAAGCAGAACACAGAAAGAGGAUUGUCUGUGAAACUGUGAACUUCUGCAUUCCGGGCGCUUUUUAAAAUGCAUAUAAUAAAUUCAACAUGCUCCUUUGAAAA